Messenger RNA from Argentina anserina (silverweed cinquefoil), 1835 nucleotides. Its product is annotated as protein FIZZY-RELATED 2-like. Gene Ontology annotation, cellular component: anaphase-promoting complex. Gene Ontology annotation, biological process: positive regulation of ubiquitin protein ligase activity; positive regulation of anaphase-promoting complex-dependent catabolic process; anaphase-promoting complex-dependent catabolic process. The transcript has 10 exons. NCBI's taxonomy places the organism in Eukaryota, Viridiplantae, Streptophyta, Magnoliopsida, Rosales, Rosaceae. Gene Ontology annotation, molecular function: anaphase-promoting complex binding; ubiquitin ligase activator activity; protein binding. The record is from RefSeq and is a predicted model, not a curated record. The coding region runs from base 14 to 1450 and encodes 478 amino acids.
ACUCAGGACCUCUAUGGACGACUCCAAGCCUUCUUCUUCUUCUUCUUCCCAGCUCAACCAGCCGCCGCCGACGGCGAGCCAGCCGGAGACGCCGGCGCGGCACAUCGAGCGAAUGCUUAACGUCAACCACCACCACCGAUCGCCGUCGCGGACAAUCUACUCCGACCGGUUCAUACCCAGCAGAUCCGGCUCCAACUUCGGCUUGUUCGACAUCAAAUCGCCGGCGAAUUCUCAGUCCGACGAGACCUCCAGCGCCUACACCACGCUCCUACGCGCUGCCCUCUUCGGCCCCGAGACCGCCGGCGUGAUCCCUCCGGCGACGCCCGAUCGGCGCGGGCUCAUGAACCCGCCGAACCAGAAUAUCUUCCGGUUUAAGAGCGAGACGCGGCGGUCCAUGCACUCGCUGCUGCCGUUCGGGUUUGAUGAUGACGUGGCCACCGGAGUUCAUCACAGUCCGGUGAAGACGCCGAGGAAGGUGCCCAGGUCGCCGUAUAAGGUUUUGGAUGCUCCGGCUUUGCAAGACGAUUUCUAUUUGAAUCUGGUGGAUUGGUCUUCACAUAAUCUAUUGGCUGUGGGGUUGGGCAACUGUGUUUAUUUGUGGAAUGCUUGUAGUAGUAAGGUGACUAAGUUAUGCGACUUGGGGAAUGAUGACAGUGUCUGUUCGGUCGGCUGGGCGCAGCGGGGAACUCAUCUUGCCGUGGGAACUGGCAAUGGGAAAGUCCAGAUUUGGGAUGCAUCUCGCUGUAAGAGGGUAAGAACUAUGGAGGGCCACCGUCUACGUAUUGGUGCAUUGGCCUGGAGUUCGUCAAUGCUGUCUUCUGGUAGCCGUGACAAGAGUAUUCUUCAACGGGAUAUUCGUGCUCAGGAAGAUUUUGUUAGCAAACUUUCUGGACAUAAGUCAGAGGUUUGUGGACUGAAGUGGUCUUACGACAACCGUGAAUUAGCAUCAGGAGGGAAUGAUAAUAGACUUUUUGUUUGGAAUCAGCAUUCAACUCAACCUGUGCUGAAAUACUGUGAGCAUACUGCUGCCGUGAAAGCAAUUGCCUGGUCUCCCCAUCUUCAUGGACUUCUUGCAUCUGGGGGAGGAACUGCAGACCGAUGUAUCCGUUUCUGGAAUACAACGACUAAUUCUCACUUGAGCUGCAUGGACACUGGAAGUCAGGUAUGCAAUCUUGUGUGGUCCAAAAAUGUCAACGAGCUCGUCAGCACGCACGGGUACUCCCAAAAUCAAAUAAUAGUUUGGAGAUAUCCUACCAUGUCCAAGCUGGCAACUCUCACGGGCCAUACAUAUAGAGUUCUUUAUCUUGCCAUCUCACCUGACGGACAGACAAUUGUCACGGGAGCAGGAGAUGAAACACUUAGGUUCUGGAAUGUGUUUCCUUCGCCUAAAUCCCAGAAUACGGGAAGUGAAAUUGGAGCAUCAUGUCUAGGCAGAACCAUCAUCAGGUGACCUGCAGGACACUUUUACACGAACUCAGCAAAUUUCAAAGGCUUCUCGGACCGGUCAGGACUAUAUGCUAACAUGUCACUGGCUUGUUGACAUAGUAAAGGUGCAGAUCAAUUGGUCAACCCCCAGGUGACCAGAUAAUGUUGGGACCUCAAAGGCUAUAUCAGGAGGGAAGGGUCUGCUGGUUUUGGUCAAGUAGAUGAUAUAGCGUUUUAUAGUUCAUAUAUAUAUAUAUAUAGAAGGGAGGUGUUAUUAAUCGUGUCUCACCUGCUCAGUGCUCCCUCGCUUUUGUAUAUUAAAGAGCAGAAAUUAAAUGAUAACUUAUUGUGGUGCAAACAGAUUUCACAUUCUUUGUAAAUUAAUCAUCAUCAUUCUUUCACUCGGAUAU